UUUCGGUAUUAGAUACAGUGCUUUCUUUGAACCGAUCCGAUUUAAAGCGGUUUAAUUUCGUGGAGAAAUAUGAACCGCGAGUUAGGUUGAAACUCAAUUUGAACGUCUUUGUAUGUAAACGUCGCUGUUUCGAAGGCUCUCUCCAUUGUUGACAUGAAGAAACAUUUUCUAAAAUCAAUAACAAAACCACCACCACCGAUCCUCAACCCACCACAACCACCACCGCAACCAAACCCAUCUUUCUUCCCUCCCACACUCUCCCCCACCCAACACUACACCCACUUCCUCCACUUCCUCAACACUCACCUCACCCCUCCCCUCACCCCACAAACCCUAACCCAUUUCCUCAAAUCAAAGCUCCACCACCACCCUUCUUUCACUCACUACGAUUUCCAUCUCUUCAAUUGGGCUUCAUCCCUCGACACAUUCUCUCACAAUCACACUUCAUAUGAAUGGAUGACACAAACCCUCGCUCUCUCUCAUCGUUUCUCCCUCCUCCGUACCCUCCUUAACUUCAUCUCCUCCAACCCCUGCACCUGCUCCCACGCCAUUUUCUCUUGCCCCAAAACUGAAUCCAUUUUCCGUUUCGCAAUUCAUGCUUACUGUAAAGCUUCCAAAUUCGAUGAUGCACUUUUUGCAUAUAAUUGUAUGCGGAGGUUAAUCGAUGGAAAACCGAGUGUUUCUAUAUGUAAUAUUUUGAUUCAUGGGUUUGUUAAAUCUGGGAGAUUUGAUAGAGCUUUUGAGUUUUACAAUGAGAUGGUUAGGGAUAGAGUUAAGCCGGAUGUUUUUACUUUUAAUAUUUUGAUUAGUGGUUAUUGUAGGAAUUUUAAGUUUAGUUCUGCAUUGGAGAUGUUUGAUGAAAUGCGGAAAAUGGGGUGUCAUCCAAAUGUUGUUACUUUUAAUACUUUGAUUAAAGGGUUGUUUAGGGAACGUAGAGUUGAUGAAGGGAUUGGGAUGGUUUAUGAAAUGAUUGAAUUGGGGUGUCAACUUUCAAAUGUCACUUGUGAGAUUUUGGUUGAUGGGCUUUGUAAGGAAGGUCAGGUUUCGAAGGCGUGUGAGUUGUUAAUGGAGUUAUCUAAGAGAGAGGUUUUGCCUAAAGGGUAUGAUUAUUUUGUUUUGGUGGAAGUUUUGUGUGGGAAUGGAAAUGCUUUAAAAGCUUUGGAGGUUAUUUAUGAGUUGUGGAGUAAAGGUUGUGUUCCUAGCUUGAUUUCUUGUAUUGUGAUGAUUGAUGGUUUGAGGGGAUUAGGAAAGACGGAAGAAGCAAAGAGAUUGGUGGAAAAAAUGCUUAAAGAGGAGGGCAUGGUACUUGAUAUUGUGACUUUUAAUUCUGUUCUUCAAGAUCUUUGCGAUGCGAGAAGGACCGAAGAGGCCAAUAGGUUAAGAUUACUUGCUUUGAGCAAGGGUUUGGAACCCGAUGGCAUGACUUAUAAAAUUCUGGUUAUUGGGUACAGAGGAGAGGGAAAUCGAAUGGAUGGAGAGUUAGUGAUAAAUGAAAUGUUGGAUAAGGGGUUUAUACCUGAUCUUGCUUCAUAUAAUAAGUUAAUGGAUGGACUAUCGAAUUGUCAACGACCGGGGCGUUAUCAUGUGAGCAAAACUGACAGCUGAAAAUGCAAACAAGAUGAGAUUUAACUUGGUUUUCAAGUAUGACUCUUGCUUGGGCUGAGAUGAUUGUGGAAUGAUUGAGAUGUGAGCCUGUAAAAAAAUCAGAUGAUAAAAAAUACCAGUUGUUUUGCACAACAAUGAAGAUAGCUUGCAAGUUCACUUUGAAGAUGGUUGGUGCUUUAAAUUCCCGUCUUUUAAAAAUCAUUUAAUUAUCAAGAUUAUGUUUUCCUGAUGCUAGUGAACAUUGUUAUAGUAAGGAUUCCAAUUGAAUUGAGUUCGUGAUUGGUAUCAUGGCGGGUUUCCCAAAAUCACAGGGAGCCACCGUGAAACCAAACGUGCAAUGAAACUGAUACACAAAGUAUGUGUCUUAUGUUUAAUUUGAGUUAAGACAUCAUUUAUAUGUUAUCAAUAUUUAACAUCAAUCUUAAGCUUGGCGUUAUCUAUAGCUUCAUUGUAAUAUUUUUUGUGUUUUUGUUCUUUCUUUUCCUUUACAAUUUCUCAGUUUCAUCAGUUCUAAUUCCCCCUACCCAUAACCACAGCUCCUUGAUAAAGACCAGGAGAGAUAUCGUUUGAGCCAUGCACGUUAUUUUGUGGCCUUUAUUUGCAAAAGUAAUGCUGAAGUUGAAGUAUCUGAUGAAUAUUUUGAUAUACCCUAUUGAGGCGAAGGUAUCAUAUUUGUGUUUUAGAUAUUUACGGAUUUAAAGGACAUGUGUUAGUCAUUGUAAUCUAGUUUUACAUUGACAUCCAAUAAAACGGUGAUUACAGUAUCGUAUUGGCAUCUUCCGAAACCAUUUUGCCGUGGCCGUUUUUGCAGUCGCGGACCGUUUUUUAAAACCCUGGAUGUUAGUGUAAAACUAUUAUAUAUUGACAGUAUAUGCUCAUUAAACUCAUAUUCUUUUGCAUGGUCAAUUUAGAGACAACAUUGUUUGAGCUAUCAUUUGCUACUGAGUGUUCUCUAGGUGUAGGAUCUGAGUACGUGAUCCUCAAUUUUUAACUGCUGCAGCUUAUGUGCCUUUAUUUUCCUGAGUUUAUGUGUUAAUUUGUUGCUAAGUAUCCUGUUUCCUCUGAACUCGAGUGCCCCUCGUUGGAGUUGCUUUUUGUUGUUGAACCUGAGAGGUGUCCAUUUGUUGACAUAGGCUGACCUGUUCUUGCUGGUGUGCAUUAGUUGGCUUCAUUCCCUUAGCUUGAGUGACAGGGUUUUGCAUUGUGUCCUGUUUCCUCUGAAAUGGGAGAGGUGUUUAUUUGUUGACUUAGGCUGACCUGUUCUUGCUGGUGUGCAUUAGUUGGCUUCAUCCCCUUAGCUUGAGUGACAGGGUUUUGCAUUGUGUCCUGUUUCCUCUGAAAUGGAGUGUCCAUGAUUUGAAUUGCAUUUUGAUGCUAAACCUUAGUUUAAUCCACUUGUUGAAUCAUGUUCGAAUGUUCUUGCUGCUUGAGUGCAUUAGUUGAGUUCAUUCCAUUAGCUUGGUAAUCAUUUUGCUACCUGGUGUCCUUGUUUCUAUUAGCUGAAAUGUCCUGCAUUUGAGGUGAUAUUUGAUGUUAAACCUGCAUUGCUUCCCGUUGCAUUGCAGGUGAUGUUUGACUUCUGCUUCCUAUUUGUUUUUGUGCCUUCAUUUCCAUAGAUGAUUCUAGAUACUGAGAUUUUGUGCAAUGAUCACCCAUUAUAACUUGUUGUUGCUUCUGUGUCUUUAUGGCAUGAAUUGAUUUCAGAUGUUGGUGCUGUUGAAUUGGUUCAAUCAUUUGGUAAUUUAAUUCAAUACUCAUACAUGAGAAUUUUUAUUACUAAUGUAUGAUUAAAUUAAAGAAUCAGAUACACUGUCAUAAUUUAACAGCGUCUUAUACCAAAGUAGUAUGAAAAUUUUAUAUGCAUUUGUGCACUAUUGAAUUAAAGUGUAGCUUAGAAGCUUUGUAGCCUAUAGAGACAUUAUGCUUAUGUGCUUAAUUUUCUAUUAUAUGACAUAAAGUGAUUAAAUUAAAUACAACAUGGCAUCACUGAGUGUUGAAGAUUUCAGUAAUGAUAUAGCAUUUUAAUUAGAGUAUUGGAGAGAAGAAAAUUAAUACCUUUUGUAAAAGCAUUUUAAUUAGUUAAGAGAUCAAUUCCUUACCAAUCUGCCAAAAGAAAGUUAUGCUUAAAAGAAUUCAUCCCCAUGUAUGCAUAUUUUAGGAUAUAUGUUCAGUGACUACAAUUAUAUAAGCUACAACAAUCAGUUUCGAUACUGAUGUAUACUGAUGUAUGUUUAUUUAGUAGAUUUAUACUGAUGUAUCAUGUAUGCACACAUUAUACUGAUGUACAACAAUUAUAUAUUUUAGGAUAUAUGUUUAUUUAGUAGAUUUAUACUGAUGUAUGCACACAUUAAUGUGGAUGCUUUUGUUACAAAAUUUGUCUUCUUAGAACUCAAUCAAGUGUAGAUAUCUUCUCUUGGAGUAUAAGCUAAAGAACAACACAGAGAAAUGGUUCCUGUCAUUCCUUCCAAUGAAAAAUAGGCUCAAGAGAGUUGAAGGUUUGAAUGCAUUGGGGCUAGUUGUUGCAGCUGUAAUGUCAGUUAUUUAUAUAAGCUAUCAUUUAUAACAUAGCCAGCAUAUGUUAAUCUUGACGAUGAAGAAGACUUUACAAGUUGAAGGAGUUUCAAAACACCCUAGUUCGAUUGAAUUUUAUUUUGCAAAAUGAGUGUUGGUUGGUGGUAACCUUUUUGUUUGAAAGUUGUAAUUAGAUACUAUACCUCUUAGUAGUUGAGUAAUUUAUAACUUUGAUUUGUAUUGAUUUACGUUUUUGAUUGUCAAAGUAAAAUAAAAUAAUGAUUGUUUUUAGAAAAAAAUCAUCUAAAACUUCAUAUUAGAAAAAUGUUUAUCAACAAAAAAUAUGCUCAAAAGAAAUUUAAAAUAAUUUUUUAUUAAAAAAAAUUCAAAAACUAGCUUAUUAUAGUUUGGUUUGGUUUUCACACUGAAGGAUAACCUUUUAUGCUAGUAAGUGUAUGAAAAUCUAACAUAACUCUUAAUUAUAAAGUACAACUAUAUCCUAAAAUUAAAAGAAAAUCUUAAAAUUACAUAAGACUAUUAGACAUUUAGACCAGUAAGCCAGUGUUUGAGUGCUUAAAUUCACGAGUCAGUAUUGGUGGUGAAUGAAAAAUUAAUACAAAAUAGAAGUUUGUAAUCUUGUUUUUUCAAUUCAAAUGAUUAAAACAAAAAUCACUACUGUCUCAUCAAUAAGUUGCCACUGUUAAGCUGCUGGAAAAAUUUGCCACUGGAGUAGCAUCUAAUACUUCUUUUACUUAAGCUUGAAUAUUUUUGCUAAAAUCAAAGAAGAACUUUGGUCAAAAAAAAAAAUCAAAGAAGAACUGACAAAGAAGAACACAACAUCAACAAUUUGAGAAAACAAACUAUUAAAUGUAACAAUGGUAUCGAACAUCAACCAUGCCUUCCAAAGACAUCAAACACACUUUCUUCAACAGAAUCAGCACAUGAGAAAUAAAACAAACUCAUAAGCUAAUAAAAAACAGAGAAUCAAUCAACCAAAAUACAGAGCCAUUUGAACAUCCUUCUGCUUAAACCCACACUUCUCAUAAAACACCGCAUUCUCAACCGUGCAAUCAAGAAUAACCUUAUAGCACCCAACAGAACGAGCAUGCUCAGUGAGAAACUCAACCACUUUCUUCCCCAAUUGCUUCCCACGAGCACUCGAAUCAACAACAACAUCUUCAAUAUGCCCAACUUUACCACAAUUCCUUAUAAAUUUCUUCUCAAUAAACACACACCCCGUCGCAAUUAUCUUUCCAGUAACAUCAUCUUCAAUAACACCAAUAACAUGAUCAUCUCCAAGCGAAUCAACCUCGCGAAAUCGAUCCUCGAAUUCCUUCUCAGAAACUGAAUCGCAAACUGUAAGCUGUUGCAGUAACUCUAUGAAUCCUUUUUUCUUAUCUGUAAUCUCUAAUCUUCGGAUUCUAAACUUUUGUUCAUCACUGUUUUGCAUCUUCUUCUCUAAUAAAUAAAAAUCAAAGAAAGUUGAAAUUUAAAAUUAAAAUUAAAAAAAAUAUGAAAAUCGCAUGCAAUGUUUAGGAUUUACAGUU
This is a messenger RNA of Vicia villosa (hairy vetch), 5663 nucleotides long. Its product is annotated as pentatricopeptide repeat-containing protein At2g36240-like. The transcript has 2 exons. The record is from RefSeq and is a predicted model, not a curated record. Gene Ontology annotation, molecular function: protein binding. NCBI's taxonomy places the organism in Eukaryota, Viridiplantae, Streptophyta, Magnoliopsida, Fabales, Fabaceae. Bases 154 to 1605 code for a protein of 483 amino acids.